AAAUUGGAGGUGAUUCUCCACUGAGAAAUUGGACAAAACCUUGGAGAUGCUCGGCAGGGAAAAUCUGGAUGCGUGUUUAUCGGGGCGGGACCCACCAAAUCUCGGCGGGGAUUCUUCAGGACGAAACAGUUAUGGCUUAAGCGACCUGUUCAUUCAUCCUUACAAAAACACACUGCAGCUGCAAUCCUCCUCCUCCUCCUACAUCUCACAAUGUCUACACGCAUGCGCUUAGUCGCUGUCUUCGUACACACACCUCUUUCUUCAAUUAAUAUUAAUCUUCCGAAAUCUCUUCACCCCUUCCCGCAUUUCCUCAAACUCAAAAAUAUUUGCCUAAUUUGGGGUUCCUGCUGCUAUAGCGUCAAGGGUUCGAGUUCCUUUCUCUUCUGCACAGCGCACCAGUGCUUUUGCUUCUAACAAUUCCAUUGAAGCUCACAAAAUGUCAGCUUAUUUGGAUGGUGAUGAAAGAGUACGACGGAUUGCUGCUGCUAUCCGUGUGGUGCCGGAUUUUCCGAAGCCUGGAAUUAUGUUUCAAGACAUAACAACCCUGCUUCUGGAUCAGAGAGCAUUUCAGGACAGCAUUGAUAUAUUUGUUGAAAGGUACAAGGAUAAGAAUAUCACAGUGGUUGCAGGAAUUGAAGCUAGAGGAUUUAUAUUUGGCCCACCUAUUGCGUUGGCUAUUGGAGCCAAAUUUGUGCCUAUGAGAAAAUCAAAUAGGUUGCCAGGUGAGGUUAUUUCUGUGAAGUAUGCAUUGGAGUAUGGAACAGACAUUAUGGAGAUGCAUGUAGGUGCUACACAACCAGGAGACCGCACUCUUAUUGUUGAUGAUGUCAUUGCCACAGGGGGAACUUUAUGUGCAGCCAUGAGUUUACUAGAGCGUGUUCAUGCUGAUGUUGUUGAAUGCGCAUGUGUCAUUGGGCUUCCUGAGUUGAAGUUUUAUUUCUCCAGGGCCGGGAAAGGUUAGGCGGAAAAUCACUUUACAUCCUGGUAGAAUCUGUUUAAUGCCUUGGAACAAUUGCGGAUAUCAUGGGCGUAAUGCAUUUGCAGGUUAAGAGAUUACUAUGAUAACAUUAUUCUUUGUACUGCAUGAGUUAUGGUGAAGUGGACCUAGUAGCUGAGGUCAGACUCUGAAUUGGAAAUCUUAAUUGACAAUUUGGUAUACCUCUUGUUUAUUGAUUUCAAACUUUAAACUGGGUAUGCUUUAGUUUCCAGGUCACAUUAGAUACAUUUUAAGAGCCUUUCAGAUUCUUAAAGAACUUCUAACACUCUUGGCAGUAGUACAAAAUUAACUGAACUAAAGCUUCCGGUCUUGGUCUAAGGUUUCCUAAUCGGGAUAUUGUAAAGAACUGUUUCUUCCUGACAUAGUAUGGAUAUAUCAGAUCAUUGGUUCCUAACAUGGUUAAAUGCAUCUGGGUGAUAGACAUAUGCUUCAAUGUGGUUUUACAUAUAUAACUUUUUUCUGGGAUA
This is a messenger RNA of Cryptomeria japonica (Japanese cedar), 1464 nucleotides long. Its product is annotated as adenine phosphoribosyltransferase 1. Gene Ontology annotation, molecular function: adenine phosphoribosyltransferase activity. Gene Ontology annotation, cellular component: cytosol; cytoplasm. The record is from RefSeq and is a predicted model, not a curated record. The transcript is spliced from 6 exons. Gene Ontology annotation, biological process: adenine salvage. NCBI's taxonomy places the organism in Eukaryota, Viridiplantae, Streptophyta, Pinopsida, Cupressales, Cupressaceae. Bases 437 to 961 code for a protein of 174 amino acids.